This is a messenger RNA of Amorphotheca resinae ATCC 22711, 1447 nucleotides long. RefSeq lists its product as hypothetical. Bases 10 to 1263 code for a protein of 417 amino acids. Gene Ontology annotation, cellular component: Seh1-associated complex; nuclear pore outer ring. Lineage: Eukaryota; Fungi; Ascomycota; Leotiomycetes; Helotiales; Amorphothecaceae. The record is from RefSeq and is a predicted model, not a curated record. Gene Ontology annotation, molecular function: structural molecule activity; protein binding. Gene Ontology annotation, biological process: positive regulation of TORC1 signaling; cellular response to amino acid starvation. The transcript has 2 exons.
GCGUCACUCAUGAUGGACGACUUACCCGUGGAGACCGAGCAGGAGGGCUUCAUGCUCCUGCAGCAUGGACAUCGAGACAUGAUCGAAGCGACAGCCUUCAACAGCUAUGGCGACCGCUUCGCCUCGAGUUCUGUGGACGGGAAGAUCAAAGUAUAUAAUCGACAUAAAGACGGUUCAUGGAACCUAAACGACACCUGGGGAGCUCACACUGCUGAAAUCCUACAGAUCCAAUGGCUCCCACCAACCAUCCACCCCAACCUGAUAGCCUCCAUUGGCACCGAUGGCAAAUUCAAGCUCUGGGUCGAAGAUCCUACGCUGGUUCCUGGGAAAGGAAGGCGCUUCAACUCGCACAACAAUAAGCCAGUCUGGGAACUGCGCUCUCCCUCCCGCGCGCCUUUCCUGUCCUUUUCUAUCAAACACAACCCUGAAACCCGACACACCUACCUUGCGCUGAUCAAACGCAACGCCGAACUCACCUUGUACGAGAAUGAGGAGCCGGAGAAUCUGGAUAGCUGGGCUGAGGUAGAUACCGUAGUUGUGUGCGAGAAACCUGCGCGGGGAGAGGAGACGUCUUUCAAGGUUGCCUUCGAUCCCAAUCUGGAGCCAUGUUACAACGCGAUUCGGCAAGGUGUACAAAGAGACUCGCUGGCUCUUAUAGUGGCCAGUAUGAACCGAGCGAGCAUUUGGCGCACCAAAGAGAUAUCUCACAGCGUGAGCCUAGGCUCCUCGACAUCGAAGGAGCUCUACUUGGCCGCGGAGCUGAAAGGUCACCGUGGACUGAUGAGGGACGUUGCCUGGGCACCCGGAAAUAUCAGGGGCUUCGAUAUCGUGGCUACGGCUUGUAAGGAUGGUUUUAUAAGGGUCUUUCAGAUUACUACUCCGGCGAAAGGAAGCCAAGCGCCCAGGAGUAAGGACUAUUCGAAGCUUCCUGAACAGACCGCUACGCCUGUUCAGGGAACGCCCGAGAACGGCGCGAGAAGCACGCCCUCUGGCAUCGGGGCAGGCCUUGCUGGUGCCAGGUCUAGCACUCGUCAGCAAGAGGCCGAGGGCAAGCAGGGGGAGAUUGUCCAUGUCGCGAAGGAAGUGUCGAAACUGGAUGCGAAUCGGAUACCGGUGUGGAAGGUUGAAUUCGAUGACGAUGGACAGUUGUUGGGGUCUACUGGAGACGAUGGGAAGUUAAUUCUGUGGAGGAGAGAGCCAAGUGGGGUUUGGAGUAAGAGUGCGGAGCUCGCCUUAAACAGGAGUGUUCCUGUUACCGUCUGAGGUUGGUGGGUGGGAUGUUUUAUAUAUCACUACUUCUGGGAGAGCGUUACGGUUGGUUGCAUGGGAUUGGCGUUCGGGGACAGUCUGGGAUGGUAAACCGUUGGCAUAAAGGCCACUGCUACUUUAAUUCACUUCAGUACGCAAACCAGAUACGUUUAAAAGCCCUCUUUAGACCAUAUUACGC